Molecule: messenger RNA, 1454 nt
Organism: Acyrthosiphon pisum (pea aphid)
Lineage: Eukaryota; Metazoa; Arthropoda; Insecta; Hemiptera; Aphididae
Exons: 2
Coding region: 41-736 (231 amino acids)
Source: RefSeq, a predicted model, not a curated record
CCGUGCGGACAAAUCCUGCAGCCAAAGCAUCAGAGUUUGGAUGGAAAUCAAUGCCAAAUAUAACACUUCUGCUGUGGACAAUUUCCAGGAAAGUAAACAGAAAUCGUCGGAAAUCGGUGAUUUUCCUAGUUUGCUGGUACACGAAAGGGCUGUGUCGUGUCCUAACAUGGCCCUGCUGAAAAAUUCCGCAGCUGAAGUACUAGAGACCGGGUGCAAGUCUACGCCGAAUAUUAUACUGCCGGUUAAUUCAAUUGUCGACGAUAUCCGGGAAAAUGGACAGAAACCUUCGGAAAACCGCGAUUUCCAUGGUCUGCCGGUGAACUGUAAGAAAUCUGUGUCAUUUCCCAAUAUGGCAGUAGGUGCAAAUUCCAGUGGCGAUGCACCCGAAAUUGGAUUGCCGCGGUUAGUUACUUCCGCGGAGUUGCCUGCAGUUACCAUCGAUUCACCGUGUACCGGAUCGUCCAUUAGCACAUUGAUGACACUAGAUGCCCCCGUAGAAGAUAGCGGGAUCAAGACGUCGUUAUCUGUAGUAUCGUCGUCUUUGCUACGGUUACAAAAAAUAGAAGCCGACAUGCAGCUUAUAGUAACGGAUACGGUAACCUGCGUUGGCCGUAGUGAUGAGGGGACGGUAACCGCAGUCACACCUAGACGUCCGCGCCGUUUAGUGUGGAGCCGGACUAAGAAAUUUGUGAGGCGAAUGUUCUGUUGUGGUGCGAUGGACCACGCAGAUGUAUAGAUGAGUUUAUAUGGUUAUAUUACGAUUAUCUGGGCUCCGGAUCUUAGACGUCCCCUCCCCCACGGUUAAAGAGCUUGUGUCGACGCGUUCGUAGCGAGUACGCAACGCACUUUUUUCUAGUACCUAAUAAGUCGCACCUUUUCACUAUUUUGUAUCCGGCCGGACACGUGCUGUGUUCACCGGACGCCCGAACAAACCGCCUGAAUUCGUUUACGUCCGCCAUGUCGAGUGUUUGUACCGAGUUAGGGCAGGUUUGCCGAGUGCGGUAUUUAAUUAUUUGCUGUGCGGCUGCCGGCUAUUCGCCAUGAGUUUUGUUUUCCACGUCACGCUCGUCUGCAUAAAAUUCACUUUGCUUUUUGGUCGUAAUGAUGUAUCCGACCAAUAAUCCGACCAUUCACAAAAUAGUGAAAUGUUUAAUUAAACUUAUUACUACAAAAAAGUGCGGUGCAAACUUGCUACGAACGCGGACGACACGAGAGGGGGGGAGGGGACAUCUAAAACCCGGUGUCUAAAUAAUCAUAAUAAAAUAGCCAUAUAAACUGUAUCACUCCGUCCCGAUCGUUGGUUUCAUAGAUCCGCUGUGGUGAUCACUGAUGUAUAUUAGCGGUUACUGCUGCCCUCGGCUAGCACAUUUUUCACCUAUAAGUUAUAUAUUAUAUAUAUAUAAUGAAAUGAGUUGAAGUUGGUGUAAUCUAAUUUUAACCCCAAACAGGGGGAA